Molecule: messenger RNA, 2137 nt
Organism: Centropristis striata (black sea bass)
Lineage: Eukaryota; Metazoa; Chordata; Actinopteri; Perciformes; Serranidae
Product: myelin-associated glycoprotein-like
Exons: 8
Coding region: 1-1602 (533 amino acids)
Source: RefSeq, a predicted model, not a curated record
AUGUUUUACCCCUACCCCGAGCACAGUGAUUCUUUGCCCAGUCCUUCAAUAACUCCCUCCAGUCUGGAGGUGGAAGAAGGGACUCCAGUGAGGUUAAAGUGCUCCGCUGGAGCUCCCUGUCCCAUUCUUCCCCCGGCUCUGACUUGGACCCCAACUAUAGGUGACGUUGAGGAGAACCUGGAAACUAAAUUCAUGACCUCUGCUAUCAACUUCACCGCUUCUGACCUCCACAACGGACAGAGACUCGUGUGUGCUGCUCUCUACAACCAACAAAGUGCCGGCAGUCCCUUUGAGACUGAUACAACUUUGACCCUCCGAGUUCUUUAUUCUCCUAAAAACACAUCAGUCAGCUACCCUAGUCCUGUAAGAGAGGGAACCUCGGUGACCCUGAACUGCAGCGCCAACGCAAAUCCAGCUGUGAACAACUACACCUGGUACAAAGUGGAUGGAGGUCAGGAGACAGAAGUGGGUUCAAAUAACCAGGUUUUAACUACGGUCUCAGAAGCGGACGAACAAUUUUACUGCAAAGUCGCUAACAGAUAUGGAACCCAGAACUCCUCUAUUACUGAUAUGGACGUACAAUUUCCUCCCAAGGAAGUCACAGUAGUUGUCCAGCCUGAAGGUCCAAUACUGAAGGGCAGCUCUGUUACUCUGCUCUGCAAGACCAGUGCCAACCCACCUGUGUCCAACUACACCUGGUACAAAGAUGACAAAGAGGACGAGUCUGGAGAGAGCUGGGUUAUAAACCAUGUCGACCCGAGCUACAGUGGUGCCUACCACUGUGCAGCAAGAAAUGAGCUGGGGGAGGAAACAUCAGCAUCGAUUCAGCUGGACGUUCAGUUUGCUCCAGAGAUCCUGACUUCUUCCAGCUGCGUCACGAUUUCAUCCCAGAUCCGAUGCACCUGUAACAGCCAGGGGAACCCGCUCCCCUCCCUGGUUUGGGAAUUGGCCGGGAAGAAGGUCCAGCACUCUGCCGCCAUCCCAAUCAUGGAAGUUCCCCUUGGGAGUAUGGAAAUGAGGAGCAUCAUCACCCUGAACCAUCGGGAUGAUUGCAUGUCCUCAGUAGUCUGCCUCAGCCUCAACUCACUGGGCUCUGAUAGUUUUGAGUUCAACGUGACCUACAGUGAAACUGAGCCUCCAGGCGUUGACGCUCCGUCUCUUCUGGGCGGCUUUGCACUGGGAGCAGUGGGGAUGCUGCUGGUUUGUAUCCCUCUGCUGCUCUUCUUCUACAGGAAAAGUAAAGGCAAAGGAUUAGUGGACGCUUCUGACGUUGUAGUCACUAACGGGACCAAUUCUUCAAUGGUGCAUGCAAUUUAUGACAACAAAGCCGUGCUGAAAGACGAAGAUGAGGAUGACUCUCUCCACUACGCCAACGUGAACUUCGUUAAACGCCAGGUCGAGUCAGAGGGGAAGCUUGGGGAAGGAGAGAUCAGAGGUCUGGACUCCAGGACGACUGAGUACGCCGAGAUUCGUCUGCAGUCGAGAGGAAACAACGGAGAAGGAGCCACGAAGGAAGAAGAGACACUCGCUGACACUCAUUUGAGACCAGGGGAAGACACGGUUGGUCUCAUAGGACAAGCUGGUGGGAAGGUUAUGGCUUAACGAUAAGCAAAAUAAUAAUCACUCUAACUCUUUUUCUUAUGAGUCUGGCACGUCACCAUUAAAAGUUACCCCAUAAUCAACCAUAACAGUAAAUGUUCCCUUGAAAUACAUGACAUUUAUUUUUCUAUGUGGUUCACUAGUAUAGAUAAAUGCUAUUAUAUUUGUUGUAUAUGUAAUAUUUCAAUGCUAACUCUUAUCUUGCAUGUCUGUUAAUUUAUUAUUUUAAAUCUUUGUGCAGAGAAAGAAGCAUUUACAGGUUGUCACACUUUUUUAUUGAUUUUUUGUUGUUGUUGUUAAAAUACAUAUUUGUGCAUGUUUAAAAAAACAAACAAAUAAAGACAUUCUUCCUGCACUUCACUUACAAGAGCUGAAGUCAAAGCACAUUAUGAAAUGCAGCAUUAUGCAUAUGGCACAUUGUGUCAACACACAUUUUGUAAAUGAGGCUCAGUAAAGCAACUUCUGCACAGCGUUACAACAUCGAAGUCGUGUUAUCUUGUGCUGUUCACAUGCUGUCAUAAAAAAUGUCAAUAAAUUU